GGCUGCCUGCAGUCUGCUUCAGUGGGUUCACACUCACUGUCCUCUGCCCCAGCCCUCCACCCCCCACUACUCUCCCUGCCUCUGCCCCAGCCCAGGCCCACGGCCCCACCAUGGCCGACCAGUACCAGUUCAACACCAACGAGGAGAAAUUUGUGAAAGACAGCCACACCAAGGAGAUCGACCUGAUCAACAGAGACCCUAAAUUGAUCAAUGAGGAUGUGAUCAAGGUAGAGUUUGAGGAUGUAAUCGCAGAGCCUGACGGCACACACAGUCUGGAUGGGGUGUGGAAGCUCAGCUACACCACCUUCACCGUGUCCAAGUACUGGUGCUACCGCAUCCUCUCAGCCAUCUUCGGCAUCCCUGUGGCCCUGCUCUGGGGCUUCCUCUUCGCCUGCAUCUCAUUCUGUCAUAUCUGGGCCGUGGUGCCCUGCAUCAAGAGCUGCCUGAUCGAGUCACAGUGCAUCAGUCGUAUCUACUCCCUCUGCAUCCAGACCUUCUGUGACCCCUUCUUUGAAGCCUUGGGCAAAAUCUUCAGCAGUGUGAAAGUGGCCCUGCGCAAAGAGGUCUAGACACUCACACCAGAGGUGGCUGGUGAGGGGAGGAAGGCUCAUAAUAAUGAAUGGAAUGCAGUCAAUGGAAUGGAUCAAACACAUGGAAAGCCAUGUGUUUAAUGUGUUUGAGGCCAUUCCAUUAUUCUGUUCCUGCCAUUACUGUAAGCCUGUCCUCCCCAUUUAAAGUGUCACCAGCCACCACUGACUCACACCCACCACAGUGUUUACAUGUGUUUGGAUGAAAUGUUGCACCCUUUUUAUAUGCCAGACCAGAUGACCAGUCCUGGUGUCCUCAUAUUUCCCAAGACACCCCCCGUUACCCUCACCCAGCCCGGAGCCCUGGGCCUCGCCCAGUCCAUCUUGCCCUUUGAGUCCUGACAUGCUCAGAGCGACCAGUGCCAUUAGAGGCUCUGUGAUAGCUGCAGCAUGGUUGGGUGACAGCUCUGGCUCCGUUGGAAGGCAGAGAGCUGCCUGUUCAUUGAGGGAAUAGAGCGCUGGCAGCCAUGGAAUAUAUCUUGAGAUGCUGAGGACAGUAGCUUCUCGGUCACAUGACAUAAACACCCCAGUCACUCUAACGACAUUGCAGUGCCUGUAGGACAAUACUGCCUACACAGGGCUACACAGGGCUCUCCAACCCUGUUCCUGAAGAGCUCCAACCCUAAUCUAGUACACAUGAUUCUAAUAAUUAGCUGGUUGAUAAGCUGAAUCAGGUUAGU
Molecule: messenger RNA, 1267 nt
Organism: Oncorhynchus tshawytscha (Chinook salmon)
Lineage: Eukaryota; Metazoa; Chordata; Actinopteri; Salmoniformes; Salmonidae
Product: caveolin-3
Exons: 2
Coding region: 111-569 (152 amino acids)
Biological process (GO): caveola assembly; regulation of membrane potential
Cellular component (GO): caveola
Molecular function (GO): molecular adaptor activity; connexin binding; transmembrane transporter binding
Source: RefSeq, a predicted model, not a curated record